AUGUAUCAUUGCAGUUUCAAUUUAUCUUCGACCAAAACCAAGAGUGGACUGAUCGAUGCAGAGGCCGUACUAGGCAGCUCAGAAACUGUGUCCAAUGAAGUUGACAGUGGUAUUGAUCGAAGUUACGUGCCACUGCGGAACAACAGGUUCCGCAGAGUAACUAAAAGUAGUCCUGCAACCAACGCUUGCUUCACGAGCAUCGCCAAAAAUGUAUCUAACGGCAUCAUACGUGUAAAUACGCCUUGUUCUACUACUGUAGCCAACACUGAUUGUAAUGGGCCCACUCUGACUUCGGUCAAUGGCAGUGGUCUGACCAAUGGCCGUAAACCGCACAUUGAUAGUUACGAGUACAUGGAGGUAGGUCCAUCUCCACCAGCAGAAAGUGCACCUAAUCUGUACGACAGCUAUGACGAAACGUAUUCAGAAUCGAGCGCUCAGCUGUGCAAUGAUAUUAUCCGCAUUUCCUUGACCGAGCAGAUGCGCCUGGCAGGCGGCCGGGUUAACAUUUUGGAAAGUUUCGAGUUGGCGUCAACGCAAUCGCCUUCAUCACAAACAAACUCUGCGAGCACCUCACCUGCCGGUAUUGCAGUUCCUGAUAGGACAGAGAAGAAUAUUUCCUUCCUCUGGGCGGCUUUUUUGCGCAAAUUUCACUUACUCGAACAGUGUGUUCGACUCGGUGCAGAGAUAAGCUUCUGUGACAGUAAUGGGUUAUCUGCGUUACAUCUUGCAGCGUUUAGUGGUUGCACCGAAUGUACGGCGUACCUUAUUCGCCAAGGACUAGACGUGAACAUGCAGCCCAAAUGGUAUACUCCGCUGCACUGCGCAGCAUUCGGUAAUUCACUAUCCACCGCUGAAUUGUUAAUAGCGAAUGGGGCCCGCAUCGAUAUACCGACCAACAAGCACCAGUGCGAAGAGUCGCUUCUUCAUUGCGCCGUUCGUUCGAACGCUAUCGAGUGUUUGCGUUUUUUUAUUGCCCAGGGAGCCGACGUGAAUGCUCUCGAACGAAACGGCACUAAUCCGAUCCAUUUGGCCGCUGACCUAGGCCACGGGCAAUGUCUUAGUGCUUUGCUCGAGUGUCCAACAGCUAAUCCGAAUGUUCGCAUACGUCAAGGCGACAAGGAAAUGACGGCAUUGCAUCUGGCAGCUGACGAGGGAAACCUGGAUUGUGUGACACAGCUCUUAGCUCGAGGAGCCGACGUUCGAGCGCGCAAUCAUCGCGGCUUUACGCCGCUUCAUCUCGCAGCACGUAGUGGAAGUGCGGACUGUUUGGAAGCACUCCUUAAAUUAGGAGGAAGCGACCCUAAUGUAACAGAUUUCGAUCAACGGACACCUCUGCAUACAGCCGUCGGUAAAUCGGAUGCUGCGGUUGAAAUGCUUGAAACACUUAUAGCCUGGGGGGCCAAUGUUAACCAACGUGAUGUAUAUGGCUUCACUCCGCUACAUUUGGCUGCACUAGAUGCGCUUGGACCGUGUGUUGAAACGUUGCUCUACCACGGAGCCGAUGUGACAAUGAAAUCUCGUAAGGGUACCAGCGCGCUGAACAUAAUUAGCCGUAAAACUCCGGCAUCACUUGGAGUCAUACAGUGCAAGCUCGAUGCGGCGAUUACACUAACACACUCGCAGGACUCAUCGAGCCGAGAGGUUGAAUUAGAACUGGAUUUUCGCAGUAUUAUGCAACAUUGCCACCCUCGCGAGAUCAGUUAUUUGAACACAUUUGUCGACGACGGCCAGAAAGAGUUUCUUCAACAUCCGCUCUGCUCGGCGUUUUUGUAUAUCAAAUGGAACAAGAUCCGCAAAUACUACAUUGCCCGGCUGCUGUUUUGCUUUACAUUUGUACUGUUUCUUACACUCUAUGUGUUGACUGCUCUCGCUCACAAUUGCUACAAUGGCAGCAAGGACAUGAAGGAAACGAUUCAAGAGCAAGAACUGUGCCAGAAACAAUCUAUCUUUGGUGACAUGUUGCGUAACAAUCCGUUCGUGAUUGAAAUGCAAUGGAUGGUGCUGGUGGCGAUCACCGCAAUCGAGAUAUGUCGCAAAAUCUACGGCAUAACUGGCUACAACUCGUUGCGACAUUACGUCACGCAAACCGAAAACGUUAUCGAGUGGUUUAUAAUUUUAAGCGUGUUCGUUAUUUCUUACAUUUACACGAAGCGAACGUACACGUGGCAGAAUCAUGUUGGAGCGUUUGCAGUAUUGUUAGGAUGGACUAAUUUGAUGUUGAUGAUUGGCCAACUUCCGGUCUUUGGAGCCUACGUUGCCAUGUAUACGAAAGUGCAGGUCGAAUUUGCAAAGCUCUUCAUGGCGUACUCCUGUAUGCUGAUCGGGUUCACAAUCAGCUUCUGUGUUAUCUUUCCGUCCUCCUCCUCCUUCGCCAACCCAUUCAUGGGCUUCAUUACGGUGUUGGUAAUGAUGACAGGCGAGCAGGAUCUUGAGUUAUUAAUUAAUGAUCCCGACGGAAAAGAUCCCCCGUUUCUGCUAGAGAUCAGUGCCCAGAUAACGUUUGUGCUUUUUCUGCUAUUUGUUACCGUUAUUUUGAUGAAUUUACUCAUCGGUAUAGCAGUGCACGAUAUUCAGGGACUUAAGAAAACGGCUGGUCUCUCAAAGCUCGUACGUCAGACGAAACUAAUCUCGUAUAUUGAAUCGGCACUGUUUAAUGGCUGGCUCCCAAACUGGCUGCGAAAUCUUCUUUACUAUACUGCACUCGUAUCCCCACAAGCGUACAGGGUAGUGUUAAGCGUUAAACCUCUUAAUCCUGGCGAAACUAGGCUCCCGCGCGACAUAAUGAUGGCAGCUUACGAUGUGGCAAAGCAAAAGAAGCAUUAUUUGCGCAAAAGCUUUGCAUGCAUUCGCAACAACACUACGUACGACGAUCCGUUCGUUCGUAUGGGAACUAAUGGAACUAGUGCGUCGCACAAAUCCGGCUGGUUCGAUCGGUCUGAUAGUAGCAACACGAUAGUUAACAUUCAUAGACACGGAGGUUUCGGUGCCACUACGCCGACUGGUACCGAACAUUCUGCAAAGUUUGGCUACGUCUAUGAAACACCCACUUUGUAUGGUAUCACCAAUAAGCUGGACGAAAACUCCGAAAACAUUGGCACGAUCGUGGCAGAGAUUGCUGAACUACGGGUAUCGGUCGAACAAAACCAACAAAUGCUGCAUCAAAUCCUGACGUUAUUGACCAAAGCGGGUCAAAAAUAGAUAUUCUAAGAGUAGCUUGAAAUUAGAUCCCGUCCAAACAUUUACAUUCUUGAAAGCUUGUUGAAACGUGGUAAAGAACUGUUUGCUGGUUGCAUUUGCUUAUUUACAAUACAUUCCGUUCCUAUUUUGAACAUCCAUAUAUAGACUUAGAUGCGAUUUAUAACAUGUAAUUAUAGACAAAAGUCGUUCAGACCAUUCAUGGGGGAAUCUAUUAUUCAUUGUUAUUCGUAUUGAAGAUUUCUACAAAAAAUAUAUCUUCAGAUGAGAACAAAUUUAAUCGUUUAUCCCGGUCAUAUUCUAUGAAUCGUUUUUCUUAUUUUUUUUUUACUGAGCAAAAUGUGAUUUAAAUAAAGAAAAUUGUUAAUCAUUAUGCGCAAGACACAUUAGUUUUGAAGUUAUCCUAGAUAAGAAUAAACAAUAUUAUAUUCUAGUAGAAAGCGGCUAACAUUUGUAGUAAAUGACAAAUACAUAUUUGUCUACAAGAAAAAGAUCAACACAGGUGCUUUAGCUGUAACACUCAUACAACACGAACCAGCAUGGAUACGGGCAAAUUUAGAACCAUUCGGUAGAGUUUAUGUACUGUACUAUAGCGUAAUGGCCUUUAUGCUCCCGUCAGAGGUUAAAUACUUUGCUUCUAAAAUAAAA
Messenger RNA from Anopheles bellator, 3843 nucleotides. Its product is annotated as transient receptor potential channel pyrexia-like. The coding region runs from base 1 to 3198 and encodes 1065 amino acids. Gene Ontology annotation, biological process: transmembrane transport; monoatomic ion transport. NCBI's taxonomy places the organism in Eukaryota, Metazoa, Arthropoda, Insecta, Diptera, Culicidae. The transcript is spliced from 2 exons. Gene Ontology annotation, cellular component: membrane. The record is from RefSeq and is a predicted model, not a curated record. Gene Ontology annotation, molecular function: monoatomic ion channel activity; protein binding.